CGAUCAGGGUGAGCCCUAGCAGGGCGCUGAGAGAAAUCAGCUGUGGGGCCCACUGUGGACCACAUUUCCCAGAGGGCCUAGCGGCCGGUCGCUCUUCUCGCAGGAACUCGAAAUUUGCGUCACGCCUGGCGGGACUGUUAGAUCCAUGAGGUGGGCGAUCGUGGGCCCGUGGGGCACUGGUUCAGCUCUGCGGGUUGGGAUCCUGGGGGACCUGGAGGAGGCUGAAAUUGAGGAGGCCAGAGGCUGAUACGGAGGCUGGUGCUUGUGCCUGUGCGGGCGGAACGGACUGAAAAAGGGGAGAUUUUGCGACCCUUUUGCAUAUGGGGUUGUGACCGUGUGUCCCUAUGGUGGUGUGUGAUUGUGACCACGCGACACUAGGAUACCUGCGGCUAUGCGAAUGUAACAUGUGUUCCAUGUUCUACCCUUUGCCAAGUGAGGAGCAGAAGAGAAGGAAAGAAUGCAUGCUGAACUUCUACAAGCAGUGUCCAAAGCAUCAAUGAUGUUCAGGGAUGUGUCUAUAAACUUCUCUCAGGAGGAAUGGGAAUGUCUGGACUCUGGUCAGAUGAAUUUAUACAAAGAAGUUAUGUUGGAGAAUUUCAGCAACCUGGUUUCAGUGGGACUUUCCAAUUCUAAGCCAGCUGUGAUCACCUUAUUGGAACAAGGAAAACAGCCCUGGAUGGUUGACAGAGAGCUGACGAAAGGCCUUUGUUCAGAUCUGGAAUCCAUGUGUGAGACCCAGUUAUUAUCCCUAAAGAAGAGACAUUUUAGUCAAGGAAUAUUUACCCAUGAAGACAUACCCACUUUUAUUCCACCCACAUUUCUCAUACCAUAUCAAAAAACUAUUAAUGAAGAGAAACCCUGUGGAUGUAAAAUAUGUGAAAAGGGCUUUAAUCAAAACCCACACUUUACUCAACAUCAGAGAAUUCAUUCUGCUGAAAAAAACUAUGAAUGUAAGGAGUGUGGGAAAUCCUUUAGUCGUGGCUCACUUGUUACUCGACAUCAGAGGAUUCACACUGGUGAAAAACCUUAUGAAUGUAAAGAAUGUGGCAAGGCUUUUAGUUGUAGUUCAUAUUUUUCUCAACAUCAGAGGAUUCACACUGGUGAAAAACCCUAUGAAUGUAAGGAAUGUGGGAAAGCCUUUAAUUACUGCUCAAAUCUUAAUGAUCAUCAGAGAAUUCACACUGGUGAAAAACCGUAUGAAUGUAAAGUAUGUGGAAAAGCCUUUACUAAGAGUUCGCAACUUUUUCCACAUCUGAGAAUUCAUACAGGUGAAAAACCUUAUGAAUGUAAGGAAUGUGGGAAAGCCUUUACUCAACAUUCAAGGCUUAUUCAACAUCAAAGAAUGCAUACUGGUGAGAAACCUUAUGAAUGCAAGGAAUGUGGGAAGGCCUUUAGUAGUGCCUCAACGCUUACUAACCAUCACAGAAUUCAUGUUGGCAAGAAACUCUAUGAAUGUAAAGAAUGUGGAAAAGCCUUUAUUCAGAGCUCAGAACUUAUUCAACAUCAGAGAAUCCAUACAGAUGAAAAACCAUAUGAAUGUAAUGAAUGUGGAAGGGCUUUCAAUAAAGGCUCAAACCUUACUCGACAUCAAAGAAUUCACACUGGUGAGAAACCUUAUGACUGUAAGGAAUGUGGAAAGGCCUUUGGUAGUCGCUCUGAUCUCAUUCGCCAUGAAGGAAUUCAUAUUGGAUAAAUGGUAGGCCCUUUUGAAAAUCUUUAUAAUAUUUUUUAAAAACAGAUGAUGCAAAAAAUAAGCCAAAAAACAACCAAAACAAAAACAGACAAUGCAUGGUCAAAUAUUCCACUGUGUAGUAGUUUUCUAAGGCUAUGUUAACAAAGUACUGAGUACCACAAAAUUAGAUGGCUUAAAACAACAGAGACCUAUUCUCUCAGUUUUUUAGUCUUAAAACCCCAAAUCAAAGUUGUUGGCAACGUUGGUUCCUUCUGGGGAUUUUGAGGAAGAAUCUAUUCUAUGCCCUUCUCCUAUCUUGUCCUAACAGCAAUUUUGGACAUUCCUUGGCUUGUAGAGGAAUCGCUCCAAUCUCUGCUUCCAUCUUCACAUUGCAUUCUCUCUGUGUUUCUGACUUUUCUUUUAUGGACACAGGUCAUCUUGGAUUAAGGCUCACCCUAAGAAUGUCACCUUAAUUUGAUUAUAUCUAAAGACCUUAUUUCCAUCUAAGAUUACAUUCACAGAUACAAGGGAUAGGACUUCAACAUAGUUUAAGCCAUUACACUGUUAACUCUUUUCUAAUGUAUUUGUAAUUUCAUACAUAGCAUUGAUCAAAUAAAUAUAUUUUAAAAUAUGAAUUCAAGGUCUAAAUCAAACUCUUCCUCCCAAAAGAAAGAGUCUAUCCCAAAACUACUUAUUCCAUUAUUCCUUCCCAGUUACUCUCCAUUUUGGUUAUAUGUUUGUAUUAGCAUAUGUUUUAGGGCCAUCUUUUCUAUUUCUGUAGCUAGAGAAUACUACACUUUAAAUUGUGUAACAUAGGCUGUCUCUGAUUCAUGGUGGAAUUAUAACUUUUUUUUGAAGGUAGCUUUAUUUUCUCAUUUUGUAAAAUUAAUUUUUUUAUUGUAAAAAAAA
Molecule: messenger RNA, 2581 nt
Organism: Sus scrofa (pig)
Lineage: Eukaryota; Metazoa; Chordata; Mammalia; Artiodactyla; Suidae
Source: RefSeq, a predicted model, not a curated record